AUGCGCCACCUCAAUAUCGCGAUGGCCAGCUGUGGGGGUGCUCAACUUUGGCAGGAAGCAGUGCAUUUGCUCACAUUUGCAGAGCAACAGGGUCUACGACCAGAUGUUGUUAGCUAUAGUACAGCAAUGGGCGCUGCAAGCAAAGACUGGCAAAUCGCUGUUGGGCUCUUUCAAGCAAUGGCAGACGGACGUCUACUUGCAGAUGUGGUGGGUUAUAGCGCCCUCAUGAGCAUUUGCGAGAAGAAUUCGCAGUGGCCAACUGCCUUGGGUUUAUUUGGUCAGAUGUCUUCAGUAGCUAUAACUCCAAAUGUUGUCACCUUCAAGACAGCUAUCAGUGCAUGUGAGAAGGCUGACCAUUGGCAAAGCGCUUUGCAUUUGUUCCAGGCUAUGCCCAAAGCCAAGGUCCGUCCAAAUGUUCUCAGUUACAACUCGACUAUCAGUGCAUGUGAGAAGCACUGGCAGAUUGCAUGCCACCUAUUCGCAACAAUGUCCCGGACCAGUAUCACCCCCAACCUCAUCAGCUUCAGUGCCUUGAUCAGCUCGUACGGCAAAAACAGCCAGUGGCCCAUGGCAUUAGAUAUCUUCAAGUCAAUGGCAAGCGUGUCUCUGAAGCCUAAUGCCUACAUCUACAGCGCCACCAUCAGUGCCUGUGAGAGAGGCAGUCAAUGGCCCUUGGCCUUACAUCUCUGCAUCACAACGAACUCAGCGAGUGCCUCCUUCAACGCCGCCAGCAGUGGCAUGACCAAUGCGUCUUUGUGGCAGAAAGCAUUGCAGCUCUUCAAUGCUAUGCCUAAGAUCAAGGUUACUCCAGACACUUACAGCUACAAUGCAGCCAUCAACGCCUGUGAAAAGGGUGGAAACUACCCAUUGGCUCAACAUCUUCUCAAAAGCAUGGCCAAUGACGUGACACCCACCAUUGUAAGCUACAACACAACCAUCAGUGCUUGUGAAAAGAAUGGGAAAUGGUCUUCAGCACUUGGCUUCUUCUAUGCCAUGUCAGCGAAAAAGUUGAAGCCCAAUGUCAUCAGUUUCAACUCUACACUCAGCGCCCUGGAAAAGGGUGCCCAGUGGGUCACCGCUUUUCAACUGUUCCACUCGAUGCCCAAAGCAGAGGUUGUUCCAAACGUGAUUACUCAUGGUGCUGUCAUCAGUGCCUGCGAGAAGUCUGGGCAAUGGCAAUGGGCCUUACAUAUGUUCCACUCGAUGCCCCAACAGCAUCUCUCGCCGGACCUUCACGUGUACAACUCCAUGUUGGCUGCCUUUGACCGCAGCAGCCUUUGGUCACGGGCCACAGAAUUAUUUUCAGAGAUGGCUUCUGCAAACGUGCAACCUGAUAGCUACUCCUACAACUCCAUCAUCAGUGCUUGUCGGAACCAGUGGCAACUGGCUUUGUACUUCUUCAGUCAGAUGGGGGCCGUGAAUCUGGCGCAGGAUGAUGUUUGCUACAACAGCUUGCUGAACGGCCUUGUUGAUGUUGAGGGGUCAUCUAUUGGCAUGGCCUAUUUCCAGCUGGCACUUGCCAAUCAGGUUUAUCCUAAGAUGUUUGCGAAAGCCAUCGACAUCCUCGAUGUCCACGACUGCUCACCAGGGGCUGCAAGACUUGCUUUGAGCUGGUGGUUGGCAAAUGUUGUGGCAAAGAUUGUUGAAGAGCAUGGAGGGAGAAGGUUCCUGGUCAUCACUGGCUGGGGGAAGUCUCGCGCAGCUUGGAAGCGUGGAAACUUGCAGCAGGAUUUGCUCAAGGAUUUGAUGAACCUUGAUGCCAAGGUCUACGAGGAAGUGGGAUGCAUCAAAAUUCAGCUGACCAAGGGGCAUUUGGCCAAGCUGCGCGAAAAAGCGGACAAUCGGCUGCUACGGCAGGCCUCAAGUAUUACUGUCCUGCGCCAAGGCCGGAGCCGGUCAGGAAGCUGUGCUCGAAGCCGUGCAGAAGGAUUUCGAACAUCGCAUGGAGCGCUAUCGAGACGAGGUUCAGUAUCUUCGCCAAAAGUGCGAUGA
This is a messenger RNA of Cladocopium goreaui, 1992 nucleotides long. Lineage: Eukaryota; Dinophyceae; Suessiales; Symbiodiniaceae. The record is from the annotation of a GenBank genome assembly.